GCAGAAGGAGGAGACCUAUCUUAAGGAGUUUUUAUUUGUGCCAACACAGAAGUGCUUUGUGGUGGGCCAUCUGGACUGGGAGGAUUUCCUCAGAAUUCAAAGUAUGCCGUCAGAUUUACAGAGCUGCAAUUUGCUCUGAAACUAUCUGGGAAGGCAGCAAGAAACGUAGACACAACUGGUUUUAUAGUACUUGUAACAUAGGUGACAAGAAUGGAAGACAGCUUGCCUUGUCUUGCUUCAGUGUGUGAUUCCUCAGCACUUAUGAACUUCUGCACUGAUGAUAGCAUCUCUGCUGCAAGCACAUCUGAUGUCCAGGACCGUCUUUCAGCUCUCGAACUAAGAGUUCAGCAACAAGAAGAUGAAAUCACUGUGCUAAAAGCAGCAUUGGCUGAUGUUUUGAGACGUCUUGCUAUCUCUGAAGACCACGUGGCCUCUGUGAGAAAGUCAGCACCAAGUAAAGGUCAACCAGGCCUCCGAGAAGCUAUCUCUAUGUCCUGUAUAACCAAUGGAAGUGCAGGAAGCAGAAAGACAAGCCAUAGUUCUUCUGUGUCGGUUGCCAGAAAAGAGACCCUCUCGUCUGCUGCUAAAAGCGGUACAGAAAAAAAGGAAAAACCUCAAGGACAGAGAGAAAAAAAAGAGGAAACUCAUUCUAAUGAUCAAAAUCCACAAAUUCGAGCAUCACCUUCUCCCCAGCCCUCCUUACAGACUCUCCAAACACACAGGCAAACUCAAGAAAGCAAGAGCUCUGCUCCAGCUAAAAGCAUAAAGCGAACUUCGACUGCUGAAAAAUCACAUAGCAUGUGGGACAACUCAGAUGACAGUCGUAAUAAACUGUUGAGGGCAGCUUCAACAUCAAAACUGAUAUCAAAAGUGGCAAAAAACGCAGAGAAACAUAAAGAUGUCAUUGUCAGCCAAGCAAAAAUGUCAACUCGUGAAAAAAACAGCCAAGAGGGAGAGUAUAUUAAGAUGUUCAUGCGGGGUCGACCAAUCACAAUGUUCAUUCCUUCUGAUGUAGAAAACUAUGAUGACAUUAGGACAGAACUGCCUCCUGAGAAGUUAAAACUGGAGUGGGUAUAUGGGUAUCGUGGAAGAGAUUGUCGAGCCAAUGUAUACCUCCUUCCUACUGGAGAAAUAGUAUACUUCAUAGCAUCAGUAGUUGUAUUAUUUAACUAUGAAGAGAGAACUCAGCGACACUACUUAGGUCAUACAGACUGUGUUAAAUGCCUUGCAGUUCAUCCAGACAAAAUUAGGAUUGCAACAGGACAGCUAGCUGGAGUGGAUAAAGAUGGAAGGUCUUUGCAGCCCCAUGUUAGAGUAUGGGACUCAGUGAGCCUGAUGACACUGCAGGUUAUUGGCCUCGGCACUUUCGAGCGUGGAGUGGGGUGUCUGGAUUUUUCAAAAGCAGAUUCAGGUUCUCAUUUGUGUGUGAUUGAUGACUCUAAUGAGCACAUGUUGACUGUAUGGGACUGGCAGAGGAAAUCAAAGGUAGCAGAGAUAAAGACUACAAAUGAAGUUGUGCUUGCUGUAGAAUUCCAUCCAACUGAUGCAAACACAAUCAUAACUUGUGGCAAAUCUCACAUCUUUUUUUGGACCUGGAGUGGCAAUUCACUAGCAAGAAAGCAAGGGAUUUUUGGGAAAUAUGAAAAACCCAAAUUUGUGCAGUGUUUGGCAUUUUUGGGAAAUGGAGAUGUGCUCACUGGAGACUCAGGUGGGAUAAUGCUUAUAUGGAGCAAAACUACAGUAGAAUCCACGCCAGGAAAAGGACCUAAAGGUGUAUAUCAAAUAAGUAGACAAAUCAAAGCUCACGAUGGCAGCGUGUUCACACUAUGUCAAAUGAGGAAUGGAAUGCUGCUAACUGGAGGUGGGAAAGACAGAAAAAUCAUUCUGUGGGAUCAUGAUCUGAACCCUGAAAGGGAAAUAGAGGUUCCUGAUCAGUACGGGACAAUCAGAGCAGUAGCAGAAGGAAAAGCAGAUCAGUUUUUAGUUGGCACUUCACGAAACUUUAUUUUGCGGGGAACAUUUAAUGAUGGUUUCCAAGUAGAGGUACAGGGUCAUACAGAUGAACUCUGGGGUCUGGCAACACAUCCCUUCAAAGAUUUGUUGUUAACAUGUGCUCAAGAUAGGCAAGUUUGUAUGUGGAACUCUGUGGACCACACACUAGAAUGGACCAGGCUGCUAGAUGAACCAGGACACUGUGCUGAUUUCCAUCCAAGCGGAACAGUGGUAGCAAUAGGAACACACUCAGGAAGGUGGUUUGUUUUGGAUGCAGAAACAAGAGACCUGGUUUCAAUACACACUGAUGGUAAUGAACAGCUUUCAGUGAUGCGCUACUCAGUAGAUGGCACGUUACUUGCAGUAGGAUCCCAUGACAACUUCAUUUACCUCUACAUAGUGACAGAAAAUGGACGGAAGUAUAGCAGAUAUGGAAAGUGCACUGGACAUUCCAGCUAUAUUACACACCUUGACUGGUCCCCGGACAACAAGUAUAUAAUGUCAAACUCAGGAGACUAUGAAAUACUAUACUGGGACAUUCCAAGUGGCUGUAAACUUAUCAGGAAUCGUUCGGAUUGUAAGGAUAUAGAUUGGACGACAUACACUUGUGUGCUAGGGUUUCAAGUGUUUGGAGUAUGGCCUGAAGGAUCAGAUGGGACGGAUAUAAAUGCUCUUGUCAGAUCCCAUAAUCGAAAGGUGAUAGCAGUUGCUGAUGAUUUCUGUAAGGUCCAUCUCUUUCAGUAUCCCUGCUCCAAGCCAAAGGCCCCCAGUCACAAAUACAGUGCUCACAGCAGUCAUGUGACAAAUGUCAGCUUUACACAUAAUGAUGGUCACUUGAUUUCAACUGGAGGGAAAGACAUGAGUAUUAUUCAGUGGAGACUUGUGGAGAAGAUAACUUUGCCACAAAAUGACAUUGUAGUAGAAAUUGGUACAACCAAAGCACCCAUCCCUGCCAAUGAAAGUGUGGUAGAGUCCCCUGCACCUCUUUCACAAUCAUUUGAUGAAAUGGCACAAAAUGAAAGCCUAACCGACAGCUCUCUCACAUGUUUGGAGAGCAAUUUGGAGCAGACUGUGGAGGCCAAUGAAGAGCAAAGUGAGGAGCAAAGUGAAGGGAGCAGUCUGGAUCCAGGUGAGCCAAGCUACGAAGAACCAUCUAAUGAAACAAGUGAGGAGCAAAGUGAAUCCACUGUUACUGAAGACCAACAAGAUAAUUCACCAGUGUCUUAACACUUCAAACUCAGAUGGUCUUUAUUUUCCAUUGGUGUGUGUGCUUUCAUAAAAGGGAGAGGGUUUAAAUAGGGGAGGGGGACUAGCUGAGAUUUAUGCCCACUCCAGCUGUUGGGUUUCAGUGAGAUUUUUAGUCUGAUUUUGUUUCAAUAUGUGAACUAUCCCAAGGGCCCAGCUUGACAGUUUGUCAAGAACUGGUCAAAGUUAGUAGUGGGACAUGACCGUAGGUUCAUUUUUAAUUCUGAAAUUGCUGUCAGGAAGUGGCAUGAUGUAAAUACUGGAAAAAAGGUUAGUUCUAAGGAAAAGCUGAAAUAAACCACUUUAAUCAUGUGAAAGUGUUUUCUGGAAGUACUAACACCAAACAGAAGCACUGAAUAAAUACCAGCUGAAUAAUACUAUGCUGUUUUUCCAGGUGCAUAAAAAAAAACUGAAAAAUUAAUUUUGUGGAGCUGUUCUUUCUUUUUUAAUGGAAAAAAAGAGGAAAAACAAGAGAAUAAUGCCAUGUUCAUGAAACUGCCUUCUUGAUCUAACACAUAUGCAAUUUUCUAACACUACUAAUUCCUAAUGGAGUGUGGACAUGCUUGCAGUCUGUCUGCCCUAGGUGCUGCUCAUUCUAAGGCAAAUCAUAUCAAGGAACAGUUUUUAUUGAUCCUUGUGUAUAGUCCUAUUUAAUCCUAGAACUUUAACCAAACAUUGGUUUGUUUAUGAAUUAUUGAUAACCUAAAAGUUGAUUAAAAUGUAAGAGGCAAUUGUGUUUUCAAAGAAUUGCUCGCCUUGAUAUUUUGAAACUCAAGAAUCUUUAUGUUGACCUUGAUGUGAACAGAAGAGAAUGCAUGACAAGAAAACAAAAGUCUGAUGGUUCUAGGGUUAAACGUAGGGUUCAAGCAGAAAUUGUUCCCUUACUACUAGGAGAAAUAUAAAUAUAGUUAAAUUGUUAAAUUGGUGCUUGGCAUUAGUAUAGUAAGAUGUUAUCUUUUUUUCCCCUAUUUUGGGAUGACUUUAAGAAUCAAUAAACUGCAAAUGUUUUUUUACUGGCUCCUUUAGCAGUCAUGAUAAUAUCACAAUAAUUUAGAUAAUGUUGCAUAUUUUGAGAUUUCCUCUCUUUUUUUUUUUUUUGGUGAUUUUUCUCUCGCCGAGUUGCUGUAAGCCAUGCAGCUCUUAUGUGGCUAUACCUGGCCAGUUACAGGAUAUCAUGGCAUUUGUUAUGCAUUUGGAAAGUAAAAAAAAUUUUUUUUUUUUUUUUUUUU
Molecule: messenger RNA, 4466 nt
Organism: Malaclemys terrapin pileata
Lineage: Eukaryota; Metazoa; Chordata; Testudines; Emydidae
Gene: EML4
Product: EMAP like 4
Exons: 24
Coding region: 211-3219 (1002 amino acids)
Biological process (GO): microtubule cytoskeleton organization
Cellular component (GO): mitotic spindle
Molecular function (GO): microtubule binding
Source: RefSeq, a predicted model, not a curated record